AUGUUCAUUCUUGCUUUGAGCUUUCUCCACUUCUCAACCGUUGGUGCUCUUUGUUCGCACCGCACCGGUCACUUCAUUGGUUUGCCUCCGAUGGAUGCCUCGAUGUUUGAUGCAGAUUACGCCGUACCAACAGAGCCCGUUGAUGUGCCUGCUGUUGAGUGGAUGCCUCAACCCUAUCCUGAUCCAUAUGUUGAGGAGGAUUACCCAGCAGACAUGCCCGUGAAUCAGUCCUCCAUGGGUCCCCCUGUGAUGCAAGGCUCCAUGGACGACCUCUCGUGUCUCGCCCCACUCACCCGCCUCCAGACACUCACCCUCACGAAUCUCAACCUGACUGCUGGGGAGCUUCCUUCCACUCUCUCUGCACUUACUUCACUCAGGCAUCUUGACCUAAGCUUCCUUCACAUCACCCGCUUACCACAAUGGAUCAGUACACUUUCCAGGCUCACCUACUUGGAUGUCACUGGCAGCUUUGAUGUCCACCGCGUUGCACCAUUCCCCACCGAAUGGAUGGCGCUCACAGGCCUGUCGACUCUGAGGGCCGGUCUGAAUGGCUUCACUGGCUCUAUCCCCUCCACCAUCUCCGCCCUCACCGCCCUCACUGACCUCGAUGUGAGUGACAACAACCUCAAUGGCUCCCUCCCUGACUCCAUCACCCGCCUUGCAUCGCUGCAGCACCUGUGA
Molecule: messenger RNA, 681 nt
Organism: Closterium sp. Yama58-4
Lineage: Eukaryota; Viridiplantae; Streptophyta; Zygnematophyceae; Desmidiales; Closteriaceae
Source: the annotation of a GenBank genome assembly